Messenger RNA from Baudoinia panamericana UAMH 10762, 563 nucleotides. RefSeq lists its product as uncharacterized. The coding region runs from base 116 to 328 and encodes 70 amino acids. The record is from RefSeq and is a predicted model, not a curated record. The transcript has 3 exons. Lineage: Eukaryota; Fungi; Ascomycota; Dothideomycetes; Mycosphaerellales; Teratosphaeriaceae.
UGGUCUGCUUGUUCUUGAACCGCACAAUCACCGCACUAACCUAGUCCUGCGACUCCUAUAUAACAUCACAGUUCAGAAGAUCCUUCAAGUGAUCGCAGACCGAAAGAAGAACAUCAUGUGUCAAUACGAAGUGAUCCACUUUCACUGCGGUCAUGCAGGCCGGCGAUUGAUCAAGCACUGUCACGUCGCCCGCAAUACGGCGGAUCAUCAGUGUUUCGGUGCCUGGUCCAUCAAGCGCGAGUGGGUUAGCGCGAACCAGUUGUGUCAGUCUUGCAACCAGCAGCAAGCUGUCAUUCGACGAGCGCAUCAGGCGCAGAUGCGAAUCUGAAGGCAGCUUCCUACGGCACUGCAUUCCAUUAUUCGGGUACUGUCGGUACUGCUCCUUUGGGCGACAUGCGUUCGUGACCAUACUCAUCUAAGUGCUUUGAUUUGGCGUUGGGUCGGUAACCAACAUGAGCACACGAAUGUCAGCAAGUCAACCGGUUGGGGGUGGAAGUCUAGGCAGGUCAGAGGCGUCCUCGGAAAUGAUCGUGAGUCUUCAUGCUUGUACGGCUGAUCUACGC